Messenger RNA from Polypterus senegalus (gray bichir), 2854 nucleotides. RefSeq names its product butyrophilin subfamily 1 member A1-like. The transcript has 21 exons. NCBI's taxonomy places the organism in Eukaryota, Metazoa, Chordata, Cladistia, Polypteriformes, Polypteridae. Bases 315 to 2012 code for a protein of 565 amino acids. Gene Ontology annotation, molecular function: protein binding. The record is from RefSeq and is a predicted model, not a curated record.
AUUCACAGUUCUUAGCAGUGGUUUGUAUUGACUUGAAUUGCAAUGAGAAAAUCCAAGAAUAUUACAUCUGAAAACCCGCUGCUUGAUUUAACUAAUGACUAUCUGAUGUCUAGUGUUCUUUUUUUCUGAAUCUAAGUUUGGUGAUGGGAGUCAAGAAUCUGCUGGAACUGCCCAGGAUGAAAAUAGCAGUCCACUAGCUGAUUGAAUUUUGUUUCUUUAUGCUGUUUUCCUGCAAGUUUUUGUCGGCACCUGUUUGUCAGCACCCCUUUGUCUAGUAUCUUUGGAAAAAAAUCUUAGAAAAUCUAUUUAGAAAGAUGAAGACUUAUUUAUCUGUGACAUUUUUUAUAUUUAUGGCUGUUGUGCAGUUGUACAGACCAGAGACAGACAGAUUUUCAUUGGUAGUUUCAUCACCGUCCAUUUUUGGUCACGUUGGAGAGGACAUCGUUCUGCCAUGUGCUUUGUCAUCCAACAUCAGUGCAGAGGGAAUGGAGAUCAGAUGGCUGAAGCAGGAGAAGGAGUAUUCAGUACUUAUAUUUGUGUCACAGGAUCAUAAUGAAAAUGAACUAAACAAAGGUUACCAGGAAAGGACUGAGCUCUUCAAACCAGGUCUGCAGGAAGGCGAUGUGUCUCUGCUUCUGAAAAGUGUCAAAAUCUCUGAUCGAGGCAACUAUACCUGCUCUGUUAUUACCUCAGACUGGUUUUCAGAUGCUUCCCUUAGCCUGGAGGUCAUUGUCACUGGCAACACACCACUCAUAUCAUUAAAUGGACACAAGGGUGUCGGAAUUGAACUGUCCUGCAUAUCUGUCGGAUGGCACCCUAUACCUCAGGUACAGUGGUUAGAUGUCGCAGAUACAGAUAUUUCUGCUCGUUCAAACACUGAAUUGGUGAUGGACCAGGAUGAACUGUACAAUGUAAAGAGUAACCUUGAGGUUUCUCAGAAGGACAGUGAUGGAAUUGUCUGUCGUGUCAGAGGAGUGCAAAGACAGCCUGAAUCGUAUAUAGAAAUCAGAGAGGAAUUAUUCCACACCAGUUCUUCAUGGAAGACUGCUUUUGCAGUCACAUUUCUGUUUCUUCUCCUCACUCUUGGACUCCUUGGUGCUGUAUUUUUGUAUUGGAUGAAAAGCAGAGUCAUUCAGGAGUCUGAAAAGAAGGUUGAAGAAUCAUGUCAAGAGACAACAGCAAAACUAGCAGAAUCUGAAAAACUGCUUGCCGAAGAAAAAGACAUGCGCAUCAAACAUUUAGAAUCUGAGAUCACACAGAUUAAGAAAGAUAAAGAAAAUCUCACUAAACGUCGGGAUUCAGACAUCCAGCAAAUUAAAGAUGAGAAGAAUAAACAUAUCCGACGUUUAGAAACAGAGAUAGAGAAAAGCAAAAAAGAAGAAAACAACUUAAAGGAACAACUAGAAACUGCAAAAUCAGAGAAUGAAAAAUUAAAACAAGAUUGUAGUAACCUUCACAAUGAAAUAAAAAACCGAGGGUACGUCUCAAACCAAGAGCUGGAGGAGAUGCGCUCAGUACGAGCAAACAUGACAAUAAGCCAAGACAAAUCAUCAAAGAAUGUUGAAGUGUCUGCAGAUGGAAAGAAAGUCAAAGCAAAAACAACAAUCAAGCUAACAGGAUGGGACUGUGCCAUUGCCAAAGAGAGCUUCACUGCUGGGAGACACUACUGGGAGGUGAAGGUGGGAGACAUUCCUAAAUGGAGACUGGGUGUCACCAAUGACUCAGACUUCUGCGAAGUAAUAGACAAGACUAAGGCCAGGCAAUAUUACUGGGCACUGAAGUGGAAAGAUAAGAAGUUUAUUGCUGUAAAUUGUGAGCAAGAAAAAGAGCUGACUUCGAAACAGAAGGCCAGUGUGAUUGGAGUGUUUCUGGAUUAUGAUGAAAGACGGCUUUCCUUCUACAAUUUAGAUAACACUUCUCACAUUUACACUUUGAUAUUCACCACCAAACUGCCCCUCUAUCCCCUUUUUAACUGUGCCAGCUCUGACAAAGAUCUUGUCAUUUUGUGUUAAGUAGCCAAUGGAAUGGAAGAGUCAAAGACAGAUGGCAUUACAACUUAAAGUCCAAGCAGAACAAAAGACACCUCUUACAUAUGAGGUAUUACUGUGUGCAUUAUAUAAGUAAAUGGUUUUAAAUAAUUUACAAGAAACUAACAUGAUUUUGAUUUAUAACACACUAUUAUACCACCACAGGACAAACAUUACACAGGACUGUAGAACUUGAUAAAAGAUAAGUUUACAUUUUCUUCUCCGGUCUCACAAGGUUGUCUCAUGUUUGGUGUUACAAACUACAACCUGAUAUGAAACAGAUUACUGCCAAAAAUAAAAAUCUGAUCAAAUUCUUCUUAUAUUUUGUUAGCCCUGAUAUCAUGUUUUUGUCCCUGACGACAUAAAUCUGAAAGAACUUGUACUGUUCCUACACAUUACAAAAUGCCUCACGCCUCUAGGUCCUCUUUGUCCAAAUGCUGUAAAAUUUGUGAAGCAAAACUGUCUUUAUAAUAUACACACGUGAAAGUGAACAAUGCAGCAUUCACUGAAACUUCAGGUCCUCAUCUCUGCACUGAGUUUCUAAAGUGUGUUCAAGUCAUUUUGGAAUUAGACUUCAAAUACGCUCUUUUACAAAGUGCCCCCCACUGUCAGUUAACUCCUGAAAUGUUAUUUUUUAAUGCCAGAAAGAAAGUGUUAUUUGGGAAAAAUAUUUUUUAUUUUCAAUAUUUAAUUCAAGAAAAACACUGCCCUUUGUGCAAAACAUGUUAGACUUUUGUUUGUAUUACUGCUUUGCACUGUGUAUUGUUACUAGGCUUUACAAUUUAACGAACCAAACUUGUAUAUGAAUAAAUAAAUAAUAUUUAAUA